This is a messenger RNA of Daphnia magna, 2131 nucleotides long. Its product is annotated as alpha-1,2-mannosyltransferase ALG9-like. Gene Ontology annotation, molecular function: alpha-1,2-mannosyltransferase activity. The record is from RefSeq and is a predicted model, not a curated record. Gene Ontology annotation, cellular component: endoplasmic reticulum membrane. NCBI's taxonomy places the organism in Eukaryota, Metazoa, Arthropoda, Branchiopoda, Diplostraca, Daphniidae. Gene Ontology annotation, biological process: protein N-linked glycosylation. The transcript is spliced from 13 exons.
GGGUCGGUCGAAUGUAACACAUAAGUUGGUUUUGAUAAAAUCUCUGUCGGGAAAUUCAUUUGAAAUUUUGAAUGACUUACGCCGGUAACAAGCAGACGAAGGCAAAAAAUGACAAUAAGAAGUGGACAACUGAGUGAUCUUAUUUCCAAAUUUUGAAAGAAAGAAAUUUGUGCCGUACUAAAAUUAACAAUUCCAAAAUAAACUUAACAUGGGACCAAAAGCAAAAACCAAGUCUAUUCAAAACCGAAAGAUUGGUGGGAAAAGCGAUCAUUUGUCUCGCGAAAAACAACCGGAGAAAGUCACUGACAGGCUGAAGGAAGGAUUCCACAGAAAAGAGGAUACCAAAGAUAUAUGGUCUCCUAAUAUAAAAACUGUUUUCAAAGCAUUAGCUUCAGCUAGAUUGUGUGCAGCAGUUUGGAACAACAUCACAGACUGUGAUGAAACUUACAAUUAUUGGGAACCAUUACAUCAUUUAUUGUUUGGCUCUGGGUUUCAAACAUGGGAAUACUCCCCAGUUUUUGCCUUACGGUCAUACCUUUUUCUUCAUUUAUAUGCCUUGCCAGCAUGGAUCUAUGGUCUAAUUUUCCACUCUAACCAAGUUCUAGUUUUCUACUUUUUGAGAUGGCUGCUAGGUUUUGCAUCUACCACUUGUGAAACUUACUUUUAUAAAGGAGUUCUUCAACAGUUUGGUCCGAAAGUUGGAAGAUUGACUUUUUUGUUCCUUCUGUUUAGUGCUGGGAUGUUUCAGUCCUCAUCAUCUUUUCUCCCUCCACAUUUUCUAUGUAAGGUUUAGCCAUUAUUUCAAGAAGUUCUGUGUGGAAUGGGAGCAUGGUUUCAAGGCAACUUUGUGUUGGCAGUUCUAUCAACAGCAAUUUCUGCUUUCUUAAGUUGGCCUUUUGCUGGCAUUAUAGGAAUUGGAAUUGCAGUAGACGCAUUAGUUCUAAGAAAAAAAUGGCGAAUGUUUAUCAGUUGGUGCAUUAUAUCAACUUUCGUCAUUCUGAUUCCUAUAAUUCUAGUCGACUCCUACCACUAUGGGCGCUUGGUAGUAGCCCCAUUGAAUAUCGUUUUGUACAACGUAUUUUCUGGCCAUGGGCCUGAUUUGUACGGGACGUCUCCGUGGACUUUUUACUUUUUGAAUGGGUUCCUCAACUUCAACUUCAUUUUCCCCUUAGCACUCGUUGCUCUUCCUGCUCAUUUGAUUACAAGAAAACUUAAACCCAUAAAAAAUCAGUCGUUUCCCAUUUGGCUAGCACUUUUGCCUCUGUACGUUUGGAUCCUCAUAUUUUUCACCCAGCCUCACAAGGAGGAAAGGUUCCUUUAUCCAAUCUAUCCAUUGUUUGGACUUGCUGGGGCUAUCACCUGGACAUGUGCGGAAUCAUGUUUGAGGGCAUUAAAGCUGUCUGAAAAAUUUGUGCAAUCCGUGACGUUGGCGCUGGUAAUUUCAUCAUCCAUUGUUUCUGUCAGCCGGAUUGUUGGCCAGUACAGAGGAUAUCAUGCCCCUAUGGAUGUGUUUUUAGAACUGAACCGUUUGUCGUGGGAAAAUGAGGGAGACACAAAGGAAUACAAUGUCUGUGUUGGUAAAGAGUGGCAUCGCUUUCCUUCAAGCUUCUUCCUUCCAAAUAACAUGAAGUUGCGUUUUAUACCCUCUGAAUUCCGGGGCCAACUGCCACGUCCAUUUGAUCCGCCUCCUAAUGGGACUUGGACAAUACCACCGUACAUGAAUGAUCUCAAUAAAGAAGAGCCAACGCGAUAUGCUACCCUAAAAGAUUGCCAUUAUUUGGUGGAUCUGGAAACCGGUCAAGCUACCGAACGCGAACCACAAUAUAGUCAAAUGACCUCCGAAUGGGAGAUCAUUUUUCAAGUAGAUUUCCUUGAUAAUGCCAGAUCACCACAAUUUUUGAGAGCUUUCUACAUCCCUUGGUUUAGUGAGACUUAUUGCAAGAGAAUUCCUUACGUGUUGCUCAAGCGGCGGCCCAUCUCCAACAAGAAAAAGAGGCAACGUUGAUAACAUUAUCCAACGGUCUUGUAUUCUGUUGUUUUCUCGUCAUUGUUUUCGUGGUUUGAUUUAAAUGGAGUGAAACAGUGACAUUGGAACUUUCAAAUAGAAUUAAAAGGUCUGGUGAUGAAAAAA